Molecule: messenger RNA, 2285 nt
Organism: Poeciliopsis prolifica (blackstripe livebearer)
Lineage: Eukaryota; Metazoa; Chordata; Actinopteri; Cyprinodontiformes; Poeciliidae
Product: ESF1 homolog
Biological process (GO): rRNA processing
Cellular component (GO): nucleus
Molecular function (GO): RNA binding
Source: RefSeq, a predicted model, not a curated record
AUGUCGUCCAGGAAGAAGCAGGCUGACGAUGAGCGGUUCCGCCGGGUCCAGAAGGACCCCAGGUUCUGGGAAAUGCCAGAGAAAGAACACAAAGUCAAGAUCGACAAACGUUUCCAGUCCAUGUUCCACGACCGUCGCUUCCAGACGAAGCAGACGGUGGACAAGAGAGGACGACCCGUCCAGCUGUCCACCGCCGCCGAUCUGAGGCGCUUCUACCAGCUGGAGGGAGAAGAGGAAGAAGAGGAGGAAGAGAAGGAGGAGGAAGAGAAGGAGGAGGAAGAGAAGCAGGAGGAAGAGGAGGAUGUUCAGGUCCAGGGACAGAAGAAGAAUUUUGGACGAGGAAGCAGAGCAGCAGAUGACGAUGAGGAGGAGCAUCAGUCAGGAGAUGAUGAUGAUGAUGAUGAUGAUGAUGAUGAAGAGUCCAGUCUGGACUCUGACGAUGACAGCGGACCGGAUCUGGCCCGAGGAAAAGGAAACAUGGAGACCAGCUCUGAUGAAGACGAGGAUGAUGAUGUGGACGACAUCCUGAGGAAGGAGGAAGAGCAGAUCGAACACGAUUGGGGGGAGCUGUGCAGAGACGCUCCGCGGAGCGAGCAGGUUUCUGCUCGGCUCGCCGUCUGUAACAUGGACUGGGAUCGAAUGAAGGCCAAAGAUCUGCUGGCUCUGUUCAGCUCCUUCGUGCCUAAAGGGGGCGCUGUGCUGUCUGUGAAGAUUUUCCCGUCAGAAUUUGGGAAGGAGAGGCUGAAGGUGGAGGAGACGCAGGGACCGCCAGAGCUGAGGGCGCUGCCGGACGAUUCGGAGAACGAGACGGACGAAGACAGGAUCUACAGGGAGAAGCUGCGGGAUUAUCAGUUCAAGCGUCUCAAGUAUUUCUACGCCGUGGUGGAUUGCGACUCUGUGGAGACGGCGGUGAAGAUCUACGAGGAAUGCGACGGCUUCGAAUACGAGAGCAGCUGCUCGGUUCUGGAUCUCCGUUUUGUUCCUGAUGACGUGACGUUUGAUGAGGAGCCCAGAGACGCGGCCACAGACGUCAACCUGACGGCCUACACGCCCAAGAUGUUCACCUCGUCCGCUGCCGCCUCCUCCAAGGUGCAGCUGACGUGGGACGAGACGGACCACGAGCGCGUGACGGCUCUGAGCAGGAAGUUCAACAAAGAGGAGCUGCUGGACCUGGACUUUAAGGCUUACCUGGCCUCCUCCAGUGAAGAAGACGAAGAUGAAGAGCAGGAGGCAGGUGAGGAUCGAGAAAAGUUUUCUGGCACUUUAAGGAGACGAAGUUGUGCUGAGUUGUUUUUCAAACAGAAGAGACGAUGGGAGAGGAGAGAAACCGAAGAAGAAGAGAGCAGCAUGAGUAAAUACAGAGAGCUUCUGAAGAGCAUCCAGAGCAAAGAGAGGAGGCCGCAGGAGGACAUGGAGAUGCAGAUCAGCUGGGUUCCAGGUCUGAAGGAAACGACGGAGCGGCUGGUGAAGAAGAAGCUGGAGGCCAAGGACCAGAUGACGCCCUGGGAGGAGUUUCUGCAGAGAGAGAAGGAGAAGAAGAAGCAGAAGAAAAGUGAAAGAAAGCAGGGAGCAGAACGGCUCAGUGACGACGAGCUUCCUCCUGAUGUCGACCUCAGACCGUUCUUCUCAGACGGACCAUCAGACAUGAAGAAGAAACAGAAGAAGAAACGGCAGGAAGAGCAGAUUACGGCUGAGGAGGAAGAGGAGCGGCAGAAACAGGAGGCCCAGAUGGCUCUGCUGAUGGAGGAUGACGAUGACGAAGCCAAACACAAACACUUUAACUACGACAAGAUCGUAGAGCAGCAGAACCUGAGCAGGAGGAAGAGGAAGAAGCUGCUGAGGAAGGGUGCCGAGCCGCCGGAGGACGACGGCUUCCAGGUGGACGUCUCCGACCCGCGCUUCCAGGCCGUCUUCACCUCCCACCUGUUCAACCUGGACCCGUCCCACCCCGGCUUCAGGAACACCAGAGCCACACGGAGCAUCCUGGAGGAGAAGCAGCGCCGCCGCCAGGAGGGGGCGGAGCCAGGCGGCAGGCAGGAGGGGGCGGAGCCAGGCGGCAGGCAGGAAUCGGACUCAAAGGCGGCGAUGGAUCCGACUCUGUCGCUGCUCGUUAAAUCCAUUAAGAGCAAAACGGAGCGAUUCCAGGCCCGAAAGAAACAGAGAGUGACCUGAUUCCUCCUGAAGACGGACCCACUUCCUGGUUCUGAUUGGCCCGGUUCUGAUACAUGUUAAUGUGUUACUAUGAAGUCUUUUUGCUAUUAAAAAAUGAAACAUCUGAAGAUCCA